Molecule: messenger RNA, 1513 nt
Organism: Phaeodactylum tricornutum CCAP 1055/1
Lineage: Eukaryota; Bacillariophyta; Bacillariophyceae; Surirellales; Neidiaceae
Exons: 1
Coding region: 170-1513 (447 amino acids)
Biological process (GO): response to heat; protein refolding
Cellular component (GO): cytoplasm
Molecular function (GO): heat shock protein binding; ATP binding
Source: RefSeq, a predicted model, not a curated record
GCUCCACCAGUCUCGUUGUUCUGUGAAAAAAUCCCGCGAUCACACCGACGCAAAAUCAAAGUAGCACCUUCAUCGAGCACUGUCUUGUUGCUUGCAACCAACCUAACAAACGAGCAAGAAAGUUUUGUUCACUGAAACAACCCGCUCGAAGCACUCUGCAGUUUCCAAAAUGACGCACUUUUCGAAAGUCGCUUUUUCCUUGUUCCUCUCUUGGAGCUUGACGGGGGAAGCAUUCGUCCCAUCUUCCUGGACACCCUCCCGCAAUCCCGUUCAGAAGGAUGCGGCGUCUCCUUUUGUCACUAUGUCACGGAGUCGCGCAAGCCAAAGUCCCUUUCAUCAGACUUCACGUUUGUUCAUGUCUACCCGCAACUCCACCGAACGCGACUUUUACGCCAUUCUUGGCGUCGGAAGAUUGGCUGACAAGGCCGCCAUUAAAGCAGCCUACCGAAAACUGGCCAAGCAGUAUCAUCCAGACGCUAAUCCCGGAGUGGAUACGACGGAAAAGUUUCAGGAACUCAACCGUGCCUACGAAGUGCUCACGGACCCGGUCUUGAAACAAAAGUACGACCGUUUUGGAGAGCGAGGCCUGGGUACUUCAGCCGCUUCCGACGCGGAAGGAUCGCCCUUUGGCGGCGCAGGAGGAAGGGGACAGGAAGUGGAUCUGGGCGAUAUUUUUGACAGUUUCUUCGGCGGUGGUAGUAGCGGUAUGGGAGGUCGCAACGGACCCCGGAGAUCCGGACCCAUUGUCGGUGACGAUUUGCGUUUUGAUCUACAAGUUGACUUUAAGACCGCGGUCUUUGGUGGCGAAGAAAAGGUUCGGAUCCGGCAUUUGGAAACCUGCGACACCUGCACCGGGAGCGGUGUCAAACCCGGCAGCAAGGUAUCAAUGUGUACCCUUUGUAACGGCAGCGGAGUUACGGUCCAGGUCACGCGGACGCCCCUCGGGAAUUUUCAAACGCAGCAAACCUGUGCGACGUGCCGUGGUACCGGAGAACGCGUCGACGAAUACUGCGGUACCUGCGGAGGACAAGGUGUCAACCAAAAGACUAAGCAAAUCAAGGUGACCGUGCCUGCCGGCGUCGAGGACGGCAACAAGCUCCGCGUGCGAGGGGAAGGAGACUCGGGUCCCAAAGGUGGUCCCGCGGGUGACUUGUACAUUUUCCUCAAGGUCAAGGAAGACCCCACAUUCCGUCGGGAAGGUUCCGAAAUAUAUUCGGAUACCACCGUUAGUUAUUUGGACGCUAUUCUGGGAGCAUCCAUCAAAACGCCCGUCGUCGAUGGCGAAGUUACCAUCAAGAUCCCGGCUGGAACACAACCAGGUCAAGUCAUGCGUCUGAAAGGCAACGGUGCGCCGCGAUUGGGCAAUGCCGAUUCACGAGGAGAUCACUAUCUGACCAUUAAUAUAGAUAUCCCGAAAGACCUAUCCAAAGAAGAGGAGAACCUCUUCAAGCAACUCAAGGAUUUGCGAGAUCAGAAAGGAAAGAGAAUGGGCAGUGGCAUCUUUGGACGCUAG